GCGAUAUGAAGCAGAAGUUUACAAUUCUAUUGGUUACCCUGGUGGUGGCCCUGAUGUUUGAGGCCGUCCUCUCUGAAGAUGGCUCGGGUGGUGAAUCCGGUCCCGAUGGUGGCUAUCACUAUGAACAUCAUGGUGACAAUAGCUAUGGCUAUGGCUGGAGUGACAACAAUGGAGGCGGUGGCAGCUCCUCCGGUUCGGGUGAUCAAAAUGACGGUGGCUUCGAUUGGGGAUGGCUUGGACAAUGGUUCCAUAGAUUUGGCAAACCACAAAAUGAACCAGCUCAUGAAGCUGCUGCUGCACCUGUUCAGGAAUAAUUGAACAAAGGUUUUUUUCAAUCUUUCGAAAAUUUUGAUGUCCUGUAACGAUGUGAAUUUUUUGCCAUGUAGAAUAAAUAUUAGCAAAAAGCGAAA
Molecule: messenger RNA, 410 nt
Organism: Musca domestica (house fly)
Lineage: Eukaryota; Metazoa; Arthropoda; Insecta; Diptera; Muscidae
Product: single-stranded DNA-binding protein
Exons: 2
Coding region: 6-314 (102 amino acids)
Source: RefSeq, a predicted model, not a curated record